Messenger RNA from Alternaria rosae, 719 nucleotides. RefSeq lists its product as uncharacterized. Bases 151 to 639 code for a protein of 162 amino acids. The transcript has a single exon. NCBI's taxonomy places the organism in Eukaryota, Fungi, Ascomycota, Dothideomycetes, Pleosporales, Pleosporaceae. The record is from RefSeq and is a predicted model, not a curated record.
CUGCUUUCGAUACUCGAGGCCGAGAACCAUCAUGCUGUGCACCGGUGCAGGGGUGGGCGGAGCUUGGGUACUGAAACGGUACCCGGGGCAGUGGCAUCUGAGAGGUCAGAGAGCCGCUGUCACAGUUCCCACACGCUGUCAACCUACCCGAUGCCUCGACUUGCAUUGUCUGGUCUUAUAGAUUGCCCCUGUCAUCGCCUCGUGGUGCAUUUUCCCCACACUCUGCACGCAACGUUGUAUCGCUCCCCGCAAUUCGGCAAUCGCGACAUCUGCUCGCAAGGUCGCGUAAAUGAAUGCCGGGGCGGACGCGACAAAACCGAGGAACUUGUACAGCUGGGUUGCCCGUUGUUGUGCUUUAUGCUCGCUCUCGUGUUAGACGGUAAGGUUUGCCCAAUGUCUCACGCUCCGCCCUGGCCCUUCAGGGCUCAUCUCGGCUAUUCUCGCGACCGUUCAAAACGAACUUCUCCGCUUCUUGAGCUGCAACCGUUCACACCGCACUGCCCGUGUGACGCAACCUCGAAGGCUGGUAAUACUCCGGGCGCUCGGUUCACGUGGCUCUCAAAGAGGUCGAGCACCGUAGCUGAAUUGGGAAGCAGACGCGCCCGAUUGGCCGCAACUCCAAUAUCGCUACCAGACUAGAGGCCAUACUGGAGCAAGCAACAUCUGUUUUGCUAGGAUGGUCCAAACUUUGUGUAAACAAGUUGCCAGCAUUGCUCCGG